Messenger RNA from Lycium ferocissimum, 2789 nucleotides. Its product is annotated as protein ALTERED PHOSPHATE STARVATION RESPONSE 1. The record is from RefSeq and is a predicted model, not a curated record. Lineage: Eukaryota; Viridiplantae; Streptophyta; Magnoliopsida; Solanales; Solanaceae. Bases 137 to 2422 code for a protein of 761 amino acids. The transcript is spliced from 5 exons.
UGCUACUCUCUUCUCAAUUCUCCACAAUUCUGCAAAGCUGAUCCCAUCUCAAUACUCUCCAACUUAAAAUCCCUUCUUCUGUAAAUUUAUGCACAUAUAUAGACUCUCACCGUUGUUUGUCAACUAAAAAAAAAAAAUGGGUUGUACACAAUCAAAGAUCGAAAACGAAGAAACAGUGACUAGAUGCAAAGAGAGAAAACACUUUAUGAAAGAAGCCGUAUCAUCUCGCAACGCUUUCGCUGCAGCUCACUCAUCUUACACUAUGUCCUUAAAAAACACUGGCGCCGCCCUAAGCGAUUACGCUCACGGCGAAGUUCAAUUCCCUUCCACCGUCGCCGACACCGGCGCCGCCGUCAACGCCGUCAACCCCGCCGUUGCUCCGCCGUUAUCUUCCGCACCGUUAGAUAUGCCGCCACCACCUCCACUACCUUUUACUAAUCCUACGAAUUUCCCACUUUCUCCUUUACAGCGUGCUGCUACUAUGCCUGAAAUUCCUAUCCCUAAAACCGAGCCGAAACGAUCCGAUAUUAUUGAGGAGGAGGAGGAUGAAGAUGAGGAUAUGGAUACUGAAAGUACGCAUAAUUUAAAGCAUCGGAGUAGUAAGAGUAGCGGCGGCGGUGGUGGUGGUGGAAUUGGUGGCAGAGGUUCAGCAUCUCAUAGACAGCAGGGUAUCGAGGAUGAUGAAUUGCCUAUGCCUACACCUCCUUCUCUACCUCGGCCGCAGCAGAAUAAUCGGACGCCGCCUCCACCACCACCAUCAGAUAGCAAGGGGAUGGCCUCCAUGUCGUGGGAUUUUUUCUUCCCUUCAAUGGAAAACGUACCAGGGUCGACACUAGCAGAGGAGGACGAGAGUAGGAUUCAAAGAGAUGAAUUGGAGCGGAGAAUGAUGCAGGAAAGGACCAACAGAAAUGAAAACGAUGUACGUGCUGAUGAAACUGAAAGAGUGAGGAAAAAUGAGAUGCCAGAGGUGGCAGGGGUGGUGGAAACGGUAGCAGAGCCGCCGUCACAGCCACCUCCUCCGCCUCAGGCUGCUACGAAGGUUGGGAAAGGAGUGAAAAAUGUUGUUCCAGGAGAGAGUAAAAAGAAAGGGGGAGGUCAAUUUAACCUUCUUCAGAUAUUUUCUGAGCUGGAUGAUUGUUUCCUUAAGGCAUCUGAGAGUGCUCAUGGAAUAUCUAAGAUGCUCGAGGCAAAUCGAUUGCAUUAUCACUCAAAUUUUGCCGAUAAUAGAGGACACAUUGAUCAUUCUGCGAGGGUCAUGCGUGUCAUAACAUGGAAUAGGUCCUUCAGAGGUUUGCAAAAUGCCGAUGAUGGGGUGGACGACUUCGAUUCAGAAGAACAUGAAACUCAUGCAACAGUGUUAGACAAGAUGCUUGCAUGGGAGAAAAAACUGUAUGAUGAAGUGAAGGCAGGAGAACAAAUGAAACUUGAAUAUCAGAGAAAGGUCGCUUCAUUGAAUAAGCUCAAGAAACGCGGUACAAAUACAGAAAGCUUAGAGAGAGUGAAAGCUACAGUAAGUCAUCUACACACAAGAUACAUUGUUGACAUGCAGUCGAUGGAUUCUACUGUUUCAGAGAUAAAUCGGUUACGUGAUGAGCAACUUUAUCCAAAAUUGGUUGCUCUUGUUGAAGGGAUGGCUAUAAUGUGGGAGAGCAUGAGAGGAUAUCAUGUAAGUCAGUCUAAGAUUGUGCAAGCGCUGACGUAUUUGGAUGUAUCUCAAUCCCCUAAAGAAACAACUGAGCACCAUCAUGAACGAACUUGGCAGUUGUAUGUUGUUGUCCAAGAGUGGCAUUCACAGUUUGACAAAUUGGUUAUCUACCAAAAACAGUAUAUCAAAGCUCUUAACAAUUGGUUAAAGCUAAAUCUCAUCCCUAUAGACACAAAUCUGAAAGAAAAGGUUUCGUCGCCACAAAGACCCCAAAAUCCGCCAAUUUUGGCACUAAUACAUGCCUGGCAUGAUUAUCUGGAGAAGCUUCCUGAUGAGUUGGCUAGAACUGCUAUUUAUAACUUUUCAGCUGUCAUACAUACAAUCUUUGAAUACCAAAAGGAGGAGAUUAAGCUGAAGGACAGGUGUGAGGAAACUCGGAGAGAGCUUAACAAGAAGACUAGGCAAUAUGAGGAUUGGUAUCAUAAGCAUAUGCAGCGUAAAAUGCCCUCAGAUGAAAUGGAUCCAGAGGGGCUGCAGGACGAUAGUCUUGUGGUUGAUCGGCAGCUACAGUUAGAGGCGCUGAGGAAGAGGCUGGAAGACGAGGAGGAUGCAUACCAGAGGCAAUGUCGUCAGGUGAGAGAUAAGUCUUUGACAAGUCUGAGAAGCCGCUUGCCUGAGCUUUUCGCGGCAAUGUCAGAAUAUUCUCUUGCCUGUGCUGAUAUGUACAGGGACUUGAGGUCUAUCUCAAAGCAUCGUAAUAGAAAUGGCAACACAUGAUUGAUGAUACUGUAUACAAGUAGUUGUAGUGUAAACUGUUUAUCUGUUGCAUUGCCCUUUUUAUGGCACAACUGUGAGAGGUGUGAUUUAUUUCAUUACUUGUAGUGUUCUCGUAUAUGGGAUCAAAGAAGAUUAAAGUUUCUGGCAGAAUAUGUCAAGAAGCCAGCAAGUUCAGAAUAUGUGCUCCCCGUGGAUUUGUUGUGUCAAUUCAAGUCUGACAUAUGAACUUGAAAGAGCAAUGGGAACUUCCGCAACAUUUUCUCGUCUAUAAAUGACAUUGGCCUAAAAGUGCCUGAUAUAUAUCAUCUCAAGGAGGUGCAUGUUAUCGAAAUUAGAGUUCCAAAUAAAUGCUUGAGAAUUUUGAAUA